Molecule: messenger RNA, 1599 nt
Organism: Tachysurus vachellii
Lineage: Eukaryota; Metazoa; Chordata; Actinopteri; Siluriformes; Bagridae
Product: voltage-dependent anion-selective channel protein 2-like
Exons: 10
Coding region: 16-1005 (329 amino acids)
Biological process (GO): monoatomic anion transmembrane transport
Cellular component (GO): mitochondrial outer membrane
Molecular function (GO): voltage-gated monoatomic anion channel activity
Source: RefSeq, a predicted model, not a curated record
AUUAGCUUCAUCCACAUGCUAACUGCUAACCUGAGAUGCCCUGAAUGUUGGGUGACAUUGACAUUAUCUUUAUAUAAAGAUCCGAAUCACAAUCCGGUUUAUUGUGUUUACACACACAAGGAAUUCGGUUCCAGCUGUUGUCUCAAAAGAAACAUGACUGCCCCUCCAUCAUAUGUUGAUCUCGGCAAAGCAGCAAAGGAUGUUUUCAAUAAGGGAUACGGGUUUGGGCUGGUGAAGCUCGAGCUGAAGACCAAGUCAGCCAAUGGAGUGGAGUUUAAGACAUGUGGCUCGUCCAACACUGACACGGGAAAAGUGAGUGCAAAUCUGGAGACCAAAUACAAAUGGGACGAGUACGGAGUGACAUUCACUGAGAAAUGGAGCACUGACAACACACUGGGUACUGAGAUCAGUGUGGAGGACCAGAUCGCUAAAGGACUGAAGGUGACAUUCGACACGUCGUUCUCUCCAAACACAGGGAAGAAGAAUGGGAAGGUGCAGACGGCAUAUAAGUGUGAGUAUCUCAAUGUGGGCUGUGACGUGGACUUCGAUUUCUCUGGCACGUUGGUUCAAGGUGCCGCUGUUCUGGGCUACGAGUCUUGGCUCGCUGGCUUCCAGGCGACCUUUGACCCCACCAAGUCCAAAAUCACCCGGAACAACUUGGCCAUCGGCUACCGGGCGCGAGACUUCCAGCUGCACACACACGUGAAUGACGGCUCUGAGUUUGGAGGCUCUGUGUAUCAGAAGCUGAAUGAUAAUCUGGAGACAGCAGUGAAUCUGGCCUGGACUGCGGGGAGCAACAACACACGCUUCGGCAUCGCUGCCAAGUACACACUCGACUCCAAGUCCGCUGUUAAUGUUAAGGUGAACAACUCCAGUCUGGUUGGAGUCGGCUACACACAGACCCUCAGACCAGGAGUGAAGCUGAUUCUCUCUGCACUGGUUGAUGGGAAGAGCAUCAACGCUGGAGGUCAUAAACUUGGCCUGGGUUUUGAACUGGAGGCUUAAACAUCAUCCCUGUUUAUUCAUCUUUCUGUGUGUUUGUAUUUGAAGAACAUUCUUGCUCUGUCACACACACACACACAAUUACAUAUACUACAUCAUUCCCUUGAGUUUCAGCACUUUAGUUAAUCCUCUAUAUUUAUUUAUUAACAACCCCUCCCCCCCCACACACACACUCCACUGGAUGUGGGAUCAUCUUUACCGUAUUUUCCUGAGUAUAAGAACAUGUAUUUUUGUCCCUGCUGUGUGUGUGUUUACUGUUGCUCCCUGCCUGUGUGCUUGAUGUUUUGAAUUAUAUAUAAAUCUUUGCUUUAAAGUUCCUGGCUGGUUCGUUAGCCUGAUUGUUGUAUUUAUGAUCAGUUUGGUGUUAAAGGAAUUUAGAGUUAUUGUAUCCUUGCAGAAUGAAUAAAGAGCAUGCAAAACUAACAGAACAAGUGCUAAGUUGUGCUGCACCACUACGGGGUGCUGACGUGCUGUUUUAGAAAAUAAAGUACCGGUCAUGUUAAUCUGAUUUUACACUUAUAGUCUGGAGAAUACGGUAAAUGCUCUUUGUGAGUGUAGAGUUACUGUAUAAAUCACAUUAAAGCUGGUAUUCAGCUA